This is a messenger RNA of Auanema sp. JU1783, 1716 nucleotides long. The record is from the annotation of a GenBank genome assembly. Lineage: Eukaryota; Metazoa; Nematoda; Chromadorea; Rhabditida; Rhabditidae.
AUGAGCUCGACGAGAUGUUGCACGUUUUUUUAUAAUGUAACGGGAGAAGAAGCGGAAAGGUUACUCAACAAGUAUGGCAAAGACGGGGAGUUCCUUGCUCGUCCAAGUGAAUCGCAGCCAAGUAGUUAUACCUUGUCUAUCAAGAGAGGAACGGGAGUAACUCAUGUGAAAGUUUCUUAUGAUCGUGGGCGUUUCUUAGGAAUGCCUGGUGGUGAUACAUUCGAUUCAUUGCCUGCUCUAGUUCAACACUAUGUAGAGAACUCUGAGCAGCUUCAGGAAACGAACGGGUCUAUAAUAGUUCUCAAAAGACCUGUUACUAUCCCCAUCAGUGAGCCUGCAGCUCAUGAAGCUCGUGCUCCUACAGCAGAAAGCUGGCUUCAUGUUAACUUAACUGGACCUGAAGCUGAACAUCUUCUAGCGAAAGAAAAGGAUUGGACAUUCCUCGUUAGGUAUAGUCAACGUGCUCCGGGGUCCUAUGUGAUAACUGUCAAAACUAAAAGCUCAACUAAGCACAUACUUAUUGAAAAAGAUGCUCAGACCGGAAUGUACCAUGUAGGUGGAGGAGAUGAAUUUCCUUCAGUUAGGGAAUUACUUGCUCAUUACAACUUUAGCGCUAUGGUAGAACAAAAAACACUUAAUGUUGUUCAUCUGAUCACUCUAAUACCCUCCACUUGCGUACCUGCUGAUGCUAUCAGUGAGAGAAUUCGUCUGUUGUAUGAAUAUGAUCCUCACGCUAAGAGGAAUGGAUUUGCAGAAGAGUUUGAUAGGAUUCAAAAAGAUGACGACCAGCUUCUCUCAUGCAGAAUAGGGAAGAAGGAGGAGUACACUACUAAGAAUCGCUAUAAGAAUAUUAUUCCAUUUGAUCAAACCAGAGUUGUUUUGGAAGUUGAAGCGAUUCCCAAGGAACCAACCGAUUCUGACUACAUCAAUGCUAGCUACAUCAGGUUUCCCAAAAAUGGAAGACUUCGUCUAGAUAAUGUUCGUGAAUAUAUAUCUGCCCAGGGAUGCCUUGAUAACACCGUUGUUGAUUUCUGGAGAAUGAUCUGGCAGGAGAAUAGCCGAGUCAUCGUGAUGACUACCAGGGAAAAUGAGCUGGGAAAGAGCAAAUGUUAUCGUUACUGGCCUGAUCUAGGAGAAGAGCGAUGUUACCGUGGAUUUUAUUGCAAAACAAUUGAAGAACUUUCAUAUAAGACUCGUGAGAAGAACGAAGAGUCGUUUGUUAAGCGUGUGUUCCGUUUCCAUAAAGAAGGUUCUGCGCCUCGUAUUGUGCAUCAUCUUCAGUAUGUUGGUUGGCCGGAUCAUGACAAGCCAGAAUCUCCUGAGCCCGUUCUAGAAUUCUUGGCUGAGGUUGAUAGAGUUCACAAUUCCAUCAUGGAACCACAAGGACCCAUCUUGGUCCAUUGCAGUGCUGGAAUUGGAAGAAGUGGAACGUUCAUCAUGAUUGAUGUACUAUCGAAUCAGAUCAGAAAACUAGGAUUAACGUGCCCCAUUGAUAUUCCUGCGACCCUCACAAUUUUGAGGAGACAGCGAAAGAGUAUGAUUCAAACGGUAGAGCAAUACACUUUCGUCUACAAAGCUGUUGACCUAUACGUCUCGAAAAUUUUAAAGUAUCAACUGGGAGAAAGUUAUGAUGAGAAAGAAGAAGAAGUUGUUCCACCACCACCACCAGUUCCAAGAAGGCAAAAGGCUUAUGUUAGUGCUAGUCACGACGCCUGA